GCGGUCCGUCCACAGCAACUGCGUGUGCGAGUCUAUGGCGAUCAGUUGCUCAUCGAUCGCCGCCCAAAACGGGCUACCGUCGCACACCAAGCUAUAUAACGUUGUAACAAUAAUACUAUUAUUGUCCAUCAACAACAACGCGGUAUUCGAAUAAAUAGCAAACACGCGCAAUAGUAGUUUAAUUAUAAGUUCCAACGCAGACCGUUUUGGAAUAAUAACGCACACUCGAAAGUACACAGCUUUCAGCAAAACCCAUGUAUCGGCUGCAAAGAUUCGCCGUUCCGGCCGCCUCGGCUAAACGCCUUUUGAGCGAGCAAAUAAGAUGUUCAUCUUCGUUGUUUCCCGGUGAAUAUGCUGCUCCAACCGUCACGACAGCCGUACCUGGACCAAAAUCAAAAAAGCUCUUUGAGGAGCUUUCAGACAUGCAGCAAGCAGGUUCGGUUCAACUUUUUGCAGACUACAACAAAUCUCUUGGAAACUUUAUAGUGGACGUCGACGGAAACGUUCUUCUGGACGCUUACACACAAAUAUCGUCAAUGCCGUUAGGCUAUAACCAUCCCGACAUGUUGAAAGUAUUUGAAAGCGAUGAAAACAAAAGGGCUAUCGUUAAUCGACCUGCAUUGGGUGUAUUUCCGGGAGCGGACUGGCCAGCAAAACUGCGUAGCACGUUAAUGAGUGUCGCUCCGAAAGGCAUGCCCGGUUUGACCACGAUGAUGUGCGGAUCCUGUUCCAAUGAGAACGCCUACAAGAACAUGUUUUUGAAGUACCAGAGGGACAAAAGAGGAGGAACGUCCAACUUCACCGAGCUGGAAAAGGAGUCGUGCAUGAUUAACUUGGCACCCGGCUCGCCGAACCUGUCGAUAUUGUCGUUCAAAGGGUCGUUCCACGGUCGUACCUUGGGAGUUUUAUCCACCACUCAUUCCAAGUACAUCCACAAGAUAGAUGUGCCGGCUUUCGACUGGCCGAUUGCCAGUUUCCCGGAGUACAAGUAUCCGUUGCACGAAAACCUCAGGGAAAACGAGGCCGAAGACGAACGGUGUUUGGCCGAAGUAGAGGAGCUGAUCGAAAAAUGGGAGAAGAAAGGCAACCCCGUGGCCGGCAUUGUCGUGGAACCUAUCCAAGCCGAAGGCGGUGACAAUCACGCUUCACCGUAUUUCUUCCAAAAGCUUCAGAAAAUCGCCAAGAAAUACAACGCGGGUUAUUUGAUCGACGAAGUACAAACUGGAGGAGGACCGACCGGCAAGAUGUGGUGUCACGAACAUUUCGACUUAGACACGUCGCCGGACAUCGUGACUUUCAGUAAGAAAAUGCAGACCGGCGGAUACUACCUGAAGACCGAAUUCUUGCCCGACUUACCGUAUCGCGUGUUCAACACCUGGAUGGGAGAUCCGACCAAAAUAGUAUUGCUGGAGGCCAUCUUGAACGUAAUCAAAAGAGACAACCUGCUGUCAGUGGUGGAGAAAUCGGGUGACGUGCUCAUGUCCAAUCUGAGAGACUUGGAAGCAGAGUUCCCAGCGUUCAUCAACUCUACCAGAGGACGCGGCACGUUCAUAUCGUUUGACGCCGCCGACAGCAAACUCCGGGACGACAUCGUCAACAGACUCAAAAACAAAGGAGUCCAAACCGGAGGAUGUGGUGACAUCGGUAUUAGAAUGCGACCGGCGUUGAUCUUCCAGCCUCAACACGCUCACAUGUUUAUCGAUAGACUUCGACAAGUAUUGAGCGAGACAAAAUAAGUCUCGUCUUUAAGACUGUAGUCACAGUUCUUAUUAUCUUUAUUUUUUAGUUGUUAAUUUAAUUUUUUUGAUACUCGUAUUAUCGUAAUGUCUUCCAAACGUUCCAAUGUCUUCCAAAAGAUAAAAAUAAAAAUGUCUUCCACUUACCUUAUACAAAGCUGUAUUCUACCGAUCAAUGUUGGUAUGUACCAUUACCUACUAAAUAAUAUUACAUGUAUGAGUUCCGACAGUUUUUACAUGUAAUAAAUAAUAAUAUAAAUACAAAACAAUAAUGUGUUCCUUCAAUAGGGACAGCUAAUAUUAUAGUCUGUGUUUAAAUAAAUAAAUAAAUAUUAAUUAUACAUCUA
Molecule: messenger RNA, 2083 nt
Organism: Adelges cooleyi (spruce gall adelgid)
Lineage: Eukaryota; Metazoa; Arthropoda; Insecta; Hemiptera; Adelgidae
Gene: Gabat
Product: 4-aminobutyrate aminotransferase, mitochondrial
Exons: 9
Coding region: 255-1736 (493 amino acids)
Biological process (GO): GABA catabolic process
Cellular component (GO): mitochondrion
Molecular function (GO): pyridoxal phosphate binding
Source: RefSeq, a predicted model, not a curated record